Puntigrus tetrazona (Sumatra barb) is the source of this 2988-nucleotide messenger RNA. It is a transcript of the gene mier1b, whose product is annotated as mesoderm induction early response 1b, transcriptional regulator. Gene Ontology annotation, biological process: negative regulation of transcription by RNA polymerase II. Lineage: Eukaryota; Metazoa; Chordata; Actinopteri; Cypriniformes; Cyprinidae. Gene Ontology annotation, molecular function: histone deacetylase binding; transcription corepressor activity. The transcript has 13 exons. The coding region runs from base 110 to 1600 and encodes 496 amino acids. The record is from RefSeq and is a predicted model, not a curated record. Gene Ontology annotation, cellular component: nucleoplasm.
AGAGAAAAAGAGAAAGAGAGCGCGAGAGCGCGAACGAGCGAGCGAGCAUCCGGGGAUUUCAGUUGACUCCGCCCACAUUCUGCUCACCCUCAGCAGCAGCGCUGUAAAUAUGGCGGAGCCCUCCUUGGGGAGUUCAAGCCCAGAGAUGCUGUUGCCUGAUUAUGAUGAUGAUCAAACCCCUGAAGAUGAGGAGGUUCCAGAGGGAGAAUCUAAUUUUGGCAAUGAGAUUGAAGAACUUGCAAAGGAGAAAGAAAUGCCCAUUCAGGAGCUCUUGAGCCUAUAUGGUUAUGGAGGCAGUGGAUCACCUGAGGAAGAGGAGGAGGAUGAAGAGGAUGUGGAUGGAGAGGAGGAGGAGGAGGAGGAGGAGGAGGAGGAGGAGGAGGAUGACGACGACGAAGGAGAGGAUAUGGAUAAUGAUGAAAGCAGCAGAAGCACUGCAGAACUGAAGAAGAACAAGGAGGAUGAAGCAAAGGUAUCCACAGGAAUGGUAAAUGAGAGCUACUCCACUGGCAGUCGACAGUGCAGUGCAGUGACAGCCUGUAACACAACUGAACACAUGCAUUCACAGAACCAUGGCUACUUUCAGAAUGAUGAAGUAGAUGAAGAGUCAGAGGAGGAUGAUGACUAUAUUCCCUCUGAAGACUGGAAAAAAGAAAUCAUGGUUGGCUCCAUGUAUCAGGCUGAAACACCGUCAGGACUGUGCAAAUACAAAAACAAUGAGAAAGUGUAUGAAAAUGAUGACCAGCUGCUGUGGAAUCCUGAAAUCCUUACUGAAAACACUGUGGUUGAGUUUUUGACAGAAGCAUGUAGACGGACAGGAGAGGAGACUGGAGUAGAUGCUAUUCCAGAAGGAUCCCACAUCAAAGACAAUGAACAGGCAUUAUAUGAGUUGGUGAAGUGUAAUUUUGAUACUGCUGAAGCGUUGCGGAGAUUGAGAUUUAACGUUAAAGCAGCCCGAGAGGAACUAACUGUCUGGACAGAAGAAGAAUGUAGGAAUUUUGAACAAGGUUUAAAGGCUUACGGGAAAGAUUUUCAUUUUAUCCAGGCCAACAAGGUCAGAACAAGGUCAGUCGGAGAUUGUGUGGCUUUUUAUUACAUGUGGAAAAAGUCGGAGCGGUAUGAUUUCUUUGCGCAACAAACUAGGAUUGGAAAAAGGAAAUACAACCUUCACCCAGGAGUAACGGAUUACAUGGACAGACUUCUAGAUGAGACAGAAAGCACUACUUCCAGUAGAGCAGCCACACCCCUUCCUGCCUCCUCUUGCUGCAGCACCAGCCAGCCAGAGAGAGAAGAGACAUGCAGUCUCAAUGGACUCACCAGUCACAGUUCCAGUGCAGAUGCCACACAGACAUUGAGCAAUGUGAACGAGGUGAAGAGUGAACCCCACCAGGCAAAUGGAGCAUCUAAACACAGUCUACUCACAGAUCAUCUGGACUCCAAUGGCUGUACAGUUACACAAACCCACAAUACAGACAGAAUGGACUCAUUGAAACACCAACAGGACUGCCAGGGUCUCGACAGGCCAACAAAAAAGUGCCGGACAGAAACAGACUCACUGGCCCAGGUUGAGAUAGACCCUUUUAAAGUAAAAGAAGACUAAAAAAAUACCAAAAGUCAUGCCAAAAUCAGAAACCGGGAUGAUGGAACAGCGCUGUGACACCUCUCACCUCAUCCACCCUAAAUCCAAAGCUAAGCUGCUCCAAAAAACCACCCUUCAAACCUACAGCUGAUAAAUGCGCCUUUUUCAUGAAACCAUUUUACAGAGAAAUGUAUAUUCUAUAUGUAAUGGAAUUUGUCAUAUUUUUUUACCAAGAAGAUAUUUAUAUUUUUUAUUGAGACAUUUUGACAUUAGGUGAAAAUGCUGUUUAAGACAUUAUGCUUAAUACACAUAGAUAAAUGUUUGUUGGUUAGCAUCAAGUUGUGCUUUGAUUUAUAUUAUACCUUAAUGGUUCAGUGCUCAGCUUGUUUGUGUUGGAGGCAAACUACAAGCUCCUGACAGAUGUAGUUAAAAUAAAUAAGCCAUUGGAAUCACCCCUCCAAAUCUUUGUUUUUAUAAAGUGUCCAGGAAAUUGGUUUGCUAGCUGUAUGUUUAACUGAGUAAAUCUCAUAGCAGAAAUGUCCAGGUUAUAUGGCGAAUUAUUAUUAUUAUUUUUUUUUUUUUAAGGGAAAAGUGUAAGGAAAAUGAAGCCUAUUUUUGGGAGCUUUUUAGUAUUCUGCAAGGCAUCUUAUAUUUUAAUGAUUUUUUUUGUUAUUCUCAGGAUUCUCAUUUAGUUCUAGAUUACUUUCAGCAAUGCACAAUAUCAGAUUUUUACCGAUAACUAAAUUGCUAAUAUUUUAAAAAUAAUUUUGGGGUAUAGCUGAUGUCAAUACUGAUAUUUCCCAGUAUUUCCCUUUUGAACUGUUAAAACAAAUAAACACUGUUGAAAUUGUUUUGUUUUUUAUAUUAUUAUUUUUUUAUUUUAUUUUCCACAUCAAGCCUUGAAGAUUUUUAUUAUAAACCGUGAACACAGUGGUUUAGGUAUUUUUUAAUUUAUCAUUGUUUUUUUUUUUAUUUAUUUAUUUUUUAAAUUGCCCUUGCCAAUGUUUACAUUUUAAGCCCUAAUAACAUUCCGAUAAUUUUGCUCAUCUCUAAUUACUUUUAGCCAGUACUGGCAGAAUGGUUGAUUUAAAGGGUUCAUAUAAUGCUAUUUUUAAAAAUCAUUAUUUAUGUAUUUGCUGUAACAGAAUAUUUUGACAUUCUUUGAUGGUCAAAAAUCAAGCACAGUCUGCUCUGAUUGGCCAGCUGGCCCCUACGCAUUGUCAUUGGUAGAACGCCACUAGCGCAUCAUAUCUUCAAGUAUACAAAGUAUGCCAAAAGUAUUGCAGUCACAGAUAAAAAAAAUAAAAAUAAGCAUGAAAACAAAAUUUAUAAAAGUUAAAAUAUACUGCACAAGAUUUAAACAAGAUUUAAAAUUGCAAAAGAUUUAAAAUUGAAAGCAAAGUUUUAGG